Aspergillus glaucus CBS 516.65 is the source of this 456-nucleotide messenger RNA. RefSeq lists its product as uncharacterized. Bases 1 to 456 code for a protein of 151 amino acids. The transcript has 2 exons. The record is from RefSeq and is a predicted model, not a curated record. Lineage: Eukaryota; Fungi; Ascomycota; Eurotiomycetes; Eurotiales; Aspergillaceae.
AUGGCGUAUGAGGGGAUGGUGGUGAACGGAAUCUCUCGUAACGCCUUGAGGUCUACUCUGGCACCGGCCUUCUUUGGAGGAAGUCUGGUUUUCAGAAGCAAAACGCAGGCUAGACAGAAUACCUCCGAGACGAACCCGACUAUGCGAAUGGCCCAAGGAAACCCGACAGAAUCAAGGAGAUUCGUGAUGAUGAUGGGGGAAAUAAUGCCUCCAAAGCCGCCUGCCGUGGUUGCCAAUCCGAGUGCUAGACCGCGACGGCAGAAAAAACCAGUGAGUGACGCAGGCGAUGCUGGGGGUGAUGAUCAUGGAGGCCGUUGCGCCUCCAAGCAGACUGAAGCCGAGCAUAACUUGGUAAUACUCUUCGCAAAGGCUGAACAUCAUGAGUACGAGUACGAGUCCUAUGCAUCCCGGGAUCAGGAUAUACUUGAGGCCAUGGGCAUCGAAGAUAGGUCCUGA